AUCAGCACCGAGAUUCCUUCCAACAUCAUUUCCACGUUAGGUUGAAGUGCAUGUUACCCAUGUGGGUCCAAUGUUGACUUGAAUCUUGAGAAAGUUGGAAUUUUUCCCCCCGACAACAUCAUUUGUGUUAACGCGUUUUACAAUGUCGUCGUCCUUCUUUAUCAAGGGGUCCAAAAACCCCAAAUUACCGAAACCUGGAAAAAACAUAACGAAAUCGAAUCGGAAAGGUGAUGGCGACCCAGGUGGGAAAAUUAAAGUCAAGAAACUGAACUCCCGAUAUAACGAAGAGAUUUCCAGCGAAUCUGAGACAGAGAGUCCGAUAGUUGCCAAGAAAAGGCAGGUCAAAGAGAAGUAUGACUAUGACGAAACACCGCAGGAGAAGAAGCUCAGAUUAGCCAAACUUUACCUCAACCAGUUAAAGGAAGAAGAAGAAGAAAAGGCUGAAGGCGAGUCAUUUGAGGCCGAUCUGAUUGCGGGGAGACUUAAAGAAGAAGUGCUUGAACAGAAAGGAAAAUUACAACGACUCAUUGCAAAAGAUCUGUUGCCACCCGACGCUUCCGAAGUCCGUUUGUUACGAGGACACAAGCUACCAGUCACCUGCCUGGUCAUCAGUCCUGAUGAUAAGUGCAUCUUCUCUGCUGCAAAAGACUGCUCCAUCAUCAAAUGGGAUGUCGAGAGCGGGAAAAAACUGUGGGUCAUACCUGGCGGAAGGAAGGGUACAGAAGAUCGACAUGUAGGACAUACGUCUCACGUCCUGUGUAUGUCCAUAUCAUUCGACGGAAAAUACUUGGCCACUGGAGACAUGAACAAGCUGAUCAUGAUUUGGGAAGCUGAAUCGUGCAAGCAUCUCUACAAAUUCACAGGACACAAAGGCCCCGUUUCGGGUCUCUCGUUCAGGAAGGGAACUCACGAUCUGUACAGCGCCUCACACGAUCGCUCCGUCAAAGUGUGGAAUGUGGAUGAAAACGCCUACGUGGAAACUCUUUUCGGCCAUCAGGACGCCAUCACGGGACUGGACUGCCUGAGCCGAGAACGCUGCGUGACCACCGGGGGCCGCGACCACACCGUGCGUGUAUGGAAGAUCAUGGAGGAGUCGCAGCUCGUCUUCCACGGCCACGAGGGUUCAAUAGAUUGCAUCCAACUCAUCAAUGAGGAGCACAUGAUUACAGGCGCUGACGACGGCUCCGUGUGUCUUUGGAGCGUCAAUAAGAAGAAGCCCCUCAGCACGGUGAAGCAGGCUCACGGUUGCAAUGGCGACGCCGGGCUGGAGCAGCCACACUGGGUGGCCGCGGUGGCCGCGCUUCAGAGCACCGACGUCGUAGCCUCAGGUGCAUCUGGCUGUUCCAGCAAUUCGCAGGUGCAGCUGUGGACGUGCGGUCCGCGUUAUCGAGGGCUCGAGCCGCUCUUCAGUGUUCCAGUGAUCGGUUUUGUCAACAGUUUAAAGUUUUCACACUCUGGUCACUUCUUGGUGGCGGGAGUCGGACAGGAACACAGGUUGGGACGAUGGUGGAGACAAAAAGAGGCCAGGAACGGGAUCUAUAUCAUUCCCCUUAAAAGGAAACCUCCCAAUCAAGAUGAAGCCCAGACAGCUGAAUAAUGGACUUUUUUUUGUAAAUUAAAGGCAUUUAAAACCUUUUGCCACAUUAUUAUUUUUUUUAGAGAAUGAUUUGAUGUUGAUAUAACAGGUCGUUUGUUUGCAAAAACAACAGUGUAAAGUGUCUACUGGGUUAUGUAGACAAAUGGGUGGAUCUCUACACUCCCCUCCAAAAGUAUUUAAACAGUGGGACUCAUUACAUGAUUUUUUUUUUUUUUUUAUGUAUACUGAAAACAUUUGUGUUUGACAUUAAAGGUUAAAUAUGGGACGAUAACAGUUAAACUUUUAUUUCCAGGUAAAAUUACUUGUGGGUCUGCUGCAUGUUUUUAUUAUUAUUUGUAGCAUUUUUAGGUAAGCUAAAGUAUUGGAGCGUUCAUGUUUGGAUUUUCAUGUUUGUGACACUACUAUGAACAUAGUCUUCACAGGCAAAACUGAGCAUAGACAUUGAGUGCUAUUUAUUGUUUGAAUAAUUCACCUUGGGAACAAAACACACCUGUCAGCCACACGUUCAAGACUUUUGUAUCGUGCGUGGGUUCAAAGAAAACGUCCAAGGUGUGUAUCUGAUACAAAUGUAAAUUCCUGCACAUUAAAAGUUGAACUGUUUAUCUUGUGUGUGAA
This is a messenger RNA of Phycodurus eques (leafy seadragon), 2212 nucleotides long. RefSeq names its product ribosomal RNA processing 9, U3 small nucleolar RNA binding protein (gene rrp9). The record is from RefSeq and is a predicted model, not a curated record. Gene Ontology annotation, cellular component: small-subunit processome. Bases 143 to 1597 code for a protein of 484 amino acids. Lineage: Eukaryota; Metazoa; Chordata; Actinopteri; Syngnathiformes; Syngnathidae. Gene Ontology annotation, molecular function: protein binding; snoRNA binding. The transcript has 15 exons.